CCGUCCAGCGCGGCUCCGCGCUCCUCGCAACUUACCGCCGGGCGCCGCUCCUGGGGAGCCGCCGGGCCCGCAACGCCGCCCCGGAGGCCCCGCGGAGUGUGUGUGUACUAGGACUGUCUGAACCUCACUGUAACUAAUAGCCCAUAUAUAAUUUGGAAGGAGAAAUCUUCAAUGGAAGACCCUGAGGGAAUAAAUGGGAAGUCUGUGCAGAAGUCCCAAACUAGUUCAGAUGUUGCUGUUUCCUCAAGCUGCAGGUCUAUGGAAAUGCAGGAUCUAGCCAGCCCACAUAGACGACUAAGUGGUAGUAGUGAAUCCCCCAGUGGUCCAAAACUUGAUAACUCCCAUAUAAAUAAUAAUUCCAUGACACCCAAUGGCACAGAAGGUGACAUGACCCUCCUCAGCACUGCAGACUGGUUGCUCAGCCCUAGCACACAGACCCCCGCAGUUAAAACAGAACCAAUGAACAGCAGUGAGAUUGCUACUACUACUACCACGGACGGGUCUUUAGACAAUUUCUCAGGAUCAGCAAUUGGAAGCAGUGGUUUCAGCCCAAGACAAACACACCAGUUCUCCCCGCCACAGAUUUACCCUUCCAACAGACCCUACCCACAUAUUCUUCCUACCCCGUCUUCACAAACGAUGGCAGCAUAUGGGCAGACACAGUUUACAACGGGAAUGCAACAAGCUACAGCCUACGCCACUUACCCCCAGCCCGGCCAACCCUAUGGAAUCCCUUCAUAUGGUGCAUUGUGGGCAGGCAUCAAGACAGAAGGUGGAUUGGCACAGUCACAGUCACCUGGACAGACUGGAUUUCUAAGCUACGGUGCCAGCUUUAGCACACCUCAACCUGGACAGGCUCCCUAUAGCUACCAGAUGCAAGGCAGCAGUUUUACAACAUCAUCAGGAAUAUAUGCAGGAAAUAAUUCCCUCACAAAUUCUACUGGAUUUAAUAGUUCACAGCAGGAAUAUCCCUCUUAUCCCAGUUUUGGCCAGGGCCAAUAUGCACAGUAUUAUAAUAGCUCACCAUAUCCUUCCCAUUACAUGACAAACACCAACACCAGCCCUACGACACCCUCCACAAACGCAACAUACCAGCUUCAGGAACCACCAUCUGGCAUCACCAGUCAAGCAGUUACAGAUCCUGCAGCAGAAUACAGUACAAUCCACAGUCCAUCAACCCCCAUUAAAGAUUCAGAUUCAGAUAGAUUGCGUCGUAGUUCAGAUGGGAAAUCACGUGGACGAGGCAGAAGAAACAAUAACCCUUCACCACCACCUGACUCUGAUCUAGAGAGAGUAUUCAUUUGGGAUUUGGAUGAGACAAUCAUCAUUUUCCAUUCCUUGCUUACAGGGUCCUAUGCAAACAGAUACGGAAGGGAUCCACCCACUUCUGUGUCCCUUGGACUCCGAAUGGAAGAGAUGAUUUUCAAUUUGGCUGACACACAUCUAUUCUUUAAUGAUUUAGAAGAAUGCGACCAGGUUCACAUUGAUGACGUGUCCUCAGAUGACAACGGUCAAGAUUUAAGCACCUAUAACUUCGGAACAGACGGCUUUCCUGCGGCUGCCACCAGCGCGAAUUUGUGCCUGGCGACAGGGGUGCGCGGAGGAGUGGACUGGAUGCGAAAACUGGCCUUCCGCUACAGACGAGUAAAAGAGAUAUAUAACACCUACAAAAAUAACGUUGGAGGUCUUCUUGGUCCAGCAAAAAGAGAGGCUUGGUUACAACUAAGAGCAGAAAUUGAAGCUUUGACAGAUUCUUGGUUAACACUUGCACUGAAAGCACUCACCCUCAUUCAUUCGAGGACAAACUGUGUGAACAUUCUUGUAACAACUACUCAGCUAAUUCCAGCUCUGGCAAAAGUCUUGUUGUAUGGACUAGGGGUAGUAUUUCCCAUAGAGAAUAUUUACAGUGCAACUAAAAUAGGAAAGGAAAGCUGUUUUGAGCGAAUAAUUCAAAGAUUUGGAAGGAAAGUAGUGUAUGUUGUUAUAGGGGAUGGUGUCGAAGAAGAACAAGGUGCAAAAAAGCAUGCUAUGCCAUUUUGGAGGAUUUCGAGCCACUCUGACCUUAUGGCCCUUCACCAUGCCUUGGAACUGGAGUACUUGUAGCAGCUCAGCAGCACUUUCAAACCUCAGAGCCUCCUUCUGCCCGUGGAUGGGAUGCCUGUGUCUUGUGUCAGAAUUGGACUACAGAACUGAGUGAUUUCAACAUGUUGACGUACAGCUGCAAUUGGUCUUAACCCUUGCCCUUUCAGUAAAUGGAGGAGCAUGUCUUUUUCUUCAGAACAGCUGUUGGCUCUGGCACUGCGAGUCCAACGAAAAUAAGCCAUGCGAGUGUUUGAACAACUCACCUUUACCGUAUUGCUACCAAAAAGGAAUAGAGAAGGAAAAAG
Messenger RNA from Empidonax traillii (willow flycatcher), 2387 nucleotides. It is a transcript of the gene EYA1, whose product is annotated as EYA transcriptional coactivator and phosphatase 1. Gene Ontology annotation, biological process: negative regulation of extrinsic apoptotic signaling pathway in absence of ligand; cell differentiation; multicellular organism development. Gene Ontology annotation, cellular component: nucleus. Gene Ontology annotation, molecular function: protein tyrosine phosphatase activity. The transcript has 20 exons. The coding region runs from base 172 to 2103 and encodes 643 amino acids. NCBI's taxonomy places the organism in Eukaryota, Metazoa, Chordata, Aves, Passeriformes, Tyrannidae. The record is from RefSeq and is a predicted model, not a curated record.